This is a messenger RNA of Fraxinus pennsylvanica, 1095 nucleotides long. The record is from the annotation of a GenBank genome assembly. Lineage: Eukaryota; Viridiplantae; Streptophyta; Magnoliopsida; Lamiales; Oleaceae.
AUGGAGGUUGUCAUGGCUGCACCACCAUCAUAUGAUCGUCUGCAAGAAGUGAAGGAAUUUGAUGAAGCCAAAAUCGGCGUCAAAGGCCUAUCAGAUUCCGGUAUAACAACCAUUCCUCGUAUCUUCAUUCAUCCACAGGAAAAAAUCUCUGACCUUAAAUCAACAUCCACAUCUUCUGGAAUUCCCAUAAUCGAUCUUUCUAACGUAAACUCGGCUGAUCAUCGGCUUAUAAUUGUUGAACAAGUUCGAGCAGCAGCAAAUACUUGGGGCUUCUUCCAAGUUAUAAACCAUUGCAUACCGUUGUCUGUUCUUGAUGAAAUAACUGCUGCUAUAAAGUCAUUCCAUGAGCAACCUCAUGAGUUGAAGGCGAAGUAUUAUGUGCGUCAAGGGCAAAGUGGAGUAACUUAUUCUAGCAACUAUGACUUGUUCCAGUCCAAAGUUGCUACAUGGCAUGACUAUGUUUCUGUCUGGAUGGCGCCUGCAGCGCCACAGAUUGAUCAAAUACCUGAUAUAUACCGCAACGAGCUGGUAGAAUGGGACAAGAACGCGGCUGAGUUGGGGAACAUUGUGGGGGAGUUAUUAGCAGAAGGAUUGGGACUGGAUUCAAGAAAGCUCAAGGAAUCAUCCCUCUUGGAGACUAGGAUAUUUGGAGGGAUGUUCUACCCGUAUUGCCCUCAACCCGACUUGACAGUGGGACUUUCGGAUCAUACUGAUCCUGGGGUCAUGACAAUUUUAUUGCCUAAUCAAGUUCCAGGAUUGCAAGUGAAGCAUGAGGAGAAAUGGGUAGAUGUAAAGCCUCUUCGAGGUGGAUUAAUCAUCAAUAUUGGUGACUUCCUCCAGAUUGUCUCCAAUGGCGAGUACAAAAGUGUGCAGCAUCGUGUUAAGGCUAAUUCGCACAAGGAACCACGGAUUUCAAUUGUUCAUUGGUUUGACGUUGGCAAUUGGGAUGAAUCCAAUCACUACGGACCACUGCCAGAGUUGAUUACACCUGAGAAACCAGCUCAGUAUCGUAUGUUCUCAAAGCAAGAAUACGUAGAGAACUUCUACAGUAAAGGACUUGAUAGUAAAUCUCUAGUAGAAAAGCUGAAACUGUGA